AUGAAUAUAUCUAGAUUGGCCAAUAUAUCAUCUGUUGUUGCAAAGACAUCAAUGUCUUCAACAUCACUAUCGACAGCGAUGAUAACAAAGGAUUUGAUCAUACCAUCAUUGUCUAAAGUACAGACAUCUACAGCAUCACUGUUGUUGACGACCAAUGAUAGAUCGUCGAGAACAACAAUGAAUGGAUACUUAUCGACCAACUCACCAAUGGCAUACUACGGCGCACCAUACCCUCCUCCCCACCCUCAGUUCUUUGCCAGCGCCGCCGACCCCUUCAGAAAGAAGGCCACCACCAUUCUCUCAGUGCGUCGCGGCAACAAAGUGGUGAUCAUCGGCGAUGGACAAGUCACACAGGGCCACUCAAUCGUCAAGCCCAACGCAAAGAAGAUCCGAAAGUUGGCCGACGGCAAGAUCGUCGCUGGCUUUGCCGGUUCAGUCGCCGACGCCUUCACGCUGUUUGAGCUGCUCGAGAAGAAGCUGACAGAGCAUCGCGGACUCUUGCUAAAGUCGUGCGUGGAGCUGGCGCAGCAGUGGCGCACAGACAAGUUCUACCGCAAGCUAGAGGCGUCGUUGAUCGUCGCCGACAAGGACAUCACAUUGAACAUCGAUGGCAAUGGUGAUGUGCUCGAGCCAAACGAUGGCAUUCUGGCCAUUGGCAGUGGUGGCGAGUUUGCACUGGCUGCCGCACGCGCACUUCUCACCGUGCCUGAUCUGGAUGCUGAGGACAUUGCACGUCGCUCAAUGAAGAUCGCAGCAGACAUCUGUAUAUACACCAAUCACAACUUCAUCCUGGAGACCAUCCAUUCAGACAAUGUCCAAAGCGCACAGCCAACAUCACCAUCCCUUGAUCUCUCUCAGCAGGCACCCAACAAAGAGGCAACAGAGAACAAUAACAAGUAA
This is a messenger RNA of Acytostelium subglobosum LB1, 900 nucleotides long. RefSeq lists its product as hypothetical. Gene Ontology annotation, cellular component: proteasome core complex; HslUV protease complex. The transcript has a single exon. The record is from RefSeq and is a predicted model, not a curated record. NCBI's taxonomy places the organism in Eukaryota, Evosea, Eumycetozoa, Acytosteliales, Acytosteliaceae. Gene Ontology annotation, molecular function: threonine-type endopeptidase activity. The coding region runs from base 1 to 900 and encodes 299 amino acids.